AUGCCACGUAGUCCCGCCGGCUACGAAGAGAUAUGUCCGGGAAAAAGGGGAUUUAAUACGUAUGAUGAUGGUGAUAAGAAUGAUACGCAUAUGCCGAUAAAAAGAGAGACGAGUCGGAUUCCACUGCGGAAUCGGGGAUGGGUGCAGGUACUUAUUGUUGCGAUAUUUUCUCUGGUGUUUCUUGGAGUGGGGAUGGUGGUUGGGAGGAGGGGUUUGAGGGGGAAAAGGAGGUGGGGAUUGUUGGCACCGCCUGGAUCAAUAAAAGAAACUUGGUAUCCUAAUACUACAUUCUCCAUGAAACCAACUCCAGAAUCGGAAGCCGCUUGGGGAUCCCUGAUGCCAGUGGGCAGAGGAUUCAUCUAUCGACCCGAGAUAGCGGCCAUUGUAAAAAGUGUCUCAGUAUUCCACCAACUACAUUGUCUUCACGGCCUCCGCACCUCCUACUACGACCUGCACUACCAAAUCGCGCGGGCCGCCGGCGCCCCCAUCGAUCCAUAUCUCGAGCAAAAAGCCGCACACACACAUAUCGAAACGGCACAUCAAAAACACUGUUUCGACUAUUUACGACGCGCGAUCAUGUGUGCUGCGGAUACAAACCUGGAGUAUGUGGAUCCGGUGACGGAUGAUACGACGGGGUGGGGGAGUGAGCGGGUGUGUAGGAGUUUUGAGGAUGUGAAGGGGUGGGCGGAGAAGUGGGCUAAUGGGGCGGGUGGGGGGAUUGCUUAG
Molecule: messenger RNA, 726 nt
Organism: Botrytis porri
Lineage: Eukaryota; Fungi; Ascomycota; Leotiomycetes; Helotiales; Sclerotiniaceae
Exons: 4
Coding region: 1-726 (241 amino acids)
Biological process (GO): mycotoxin biosynthetic process
Source: RefSeq, a predicted model, not a curated record